UGUAGUUGAAGAAGUCGCUCAACAGAACAUUGGGAAAUAUUACCGUGGUUCAUCAACAAUGUCUUCAGUUCAGAAUUUGAGAGAGUUAAUGAACGAGAGACUAACUGCUGCUGCUGAAGAAAUAUUCAGAGUUUUUCACAAAACUAUCGUCGAGUAUGAAGAAGAGAUCGACCGUCAGCGCAGACUUCUGGAUAUCGUUUCGAAACCUGAAAUAAAGCUACACAGAGCAGAGCUCCCACAGCAACAUGUCUGUAAGGAGGAGGAGGUUCUCGCUGAUGAGCAGCUCUGCAACCAGGAAAGGAACUCUAGUUUAAACCAAGAGGACCCAGAGCCUCCACAGAUUAAAGAGGAAAAGGAGGAGCUCUACACCAAUCUGGAGAUAGAACAGCUGGUGCUGAAGCAAGAGACUGAAACCUUUAUGUCAACUGAUACUUGUGAGGAGAGGGAUUGGCAUGUUGUCAGCUUGUCAGUUAAAAGCUCUGAGGUACCAGAAACAAACAGUGAUGACCAGCUCCUCUUUCAUGACUCUCAUGUAACUGAGAGCCAAGAUCACACAGAAGGCAAACAAGGAGACUCAGGAUCUACUAGAAAUACAGAGACAAAACCACAGAAAGGACAUUAUAAAACUAAAAGUCAUGGUGACAAUGUAUGUAGCCCUACCACAUCAAAGAUUCAGCUGGAUACUCAAACAAGUAAAAAGGUUUUGAAGUGUGGCACUUGUGGUAAAGAUUUUAAGUAUAUUUCCCAUUUGAAUGCACACGAGAGACUCCACACAGGUGAGAAGCCUUACCCAUGUGACACUUGUGGGAAAAGAUUUUCUCAUCAGAACGUAUUGAAAGUGCAUAUGAGAGUCCACACAGGUGAGAAGCCGUACCCAUGUAACGCCUGUGAGAAAAGAUUCUCUCAUAUGUGCACAUUACAGGACCAUAUGAGAAUCCACACAGGUGAGAAGCCGUACCAAUGCGACACUUGUGGGAAAAGUUUCUCUCUGCAGGGCGCAUUAAGAUCGCAUAUAAGAGUCCACACAGGUGAGAAGCCGUAUCCAUGUAACAGUUGUGGGAAAAGAUUUACUAAGAUGUGCAAUUUAAAGGUGCAUAUGAGAGUCCACACAGGUUAGAAGCUGUACAAUUGCAAAUACAAGUCGCCCGGAGUGGUUGCAAGCCAAGCUUUUACUAAUGUUUGGUGAGCAUGUUUCUCUGAUAAUGUUAGAUCAGGAUGUCUGAUGAUUAAAACUAGAUAAAAAAGUCAAUUUAUAACAGUUUCUAUUGGACAGCACGAAUGUAUGUACAAAGGGUUCAAUCAAUCAAUCAUAUAUAUUUAUAGCGUCAAAUCACAACAAAAGUCAUCUCAAGGUACUUUCCACAUAGAGUAGGUCAAGACCAUACUCUUUGUAUGGUUCAUGAUGCCUGAUAGGUGAUCAAAUGAAAUGAACCAUUGCCUUCAUUAAAAUGAUGGAUUUCUUUGGAUGUGAACAGUGUGGGAAGCAUUUGGGGUGAUUUUGGGCCUUUAAGUUUUUAAUACUAAUGACACUAAUUUAUUGAUAUACUAAAUGGUGGUGUUUGCAGGUCGCUCUCUUAAGUUUUUAUUAAUUUCAUCUUUAUUUUCGAUUUUAUACUUGUGUAUUUUUUUUCCCAGUUUAACUUGAGAUCAAAUGUUUGUUGUUUGUUUCUGUAGAGAUGACACACAUUGUAGUUGAUGUACUACAUGGUGACGUCAACACAUUUUAUUGACAAUAAAAUAUGUUUUCAAGA
Molecule: messenger RNA, 1751 nt
Organism: Scomber scombrus (Atlantic mackerel)
Lineage: Eukaryota; Metazoa; Chordata; Actinopteri; Scombriformes; Scombridae
Product: zinc finger protein 37-like
Exons: 2
Coding region: 59-1117 (352 amino acids)
Biological process (GO): central nervous system development; regulation of transcription by RNA polymerase II
Cellular component (GO): nucleus
Molecular function (GO): RNA polymerase II cis-regulatory region sequence-specific DNA binding; DNA-binding transcription factor activity, RNA polymerase II-specific
Source: RefSeq, a predicted model, not a curated record